CGAUGUAUGGCGCAUUUCAAGUGGUGCUGUUGAGGAGUUGGAGAAGCUUUGGGUGGGGCGGGCAGUGCGCUUACGCACCACUCCACCACCUUCCCUCUUUAUAAAGACUAGAGAAGCUUCUCUCUACUCUUAUCCCCGGAUAUUUUUAUCCGUUGAUCAACAUGAAAGGCCUUCAAAUCUCUUACCAUCUCUUCCUUCCAAUCUUUCUUCUCCUCUUUGUUGUUUUUGUUGUUCAAGUUAGGGGGGAGAAAGAGAAGGAGAAGAAUGUUUACGUGGUAUACAUGGGUGCAACUACUUCUACUGGGCCAUCCUUGAGAGAUGAUCAUGUCCAGCUCCUUGCUUCGGUUUUGGAAAGGGAAGUGGGCCACGCAGAGAAGUCAAUACUGCACAGCUACAAACACGGGUUUUCUGGAUUCACCGCACGCUUAUCUGUGGAAGAGGCACGUGCCAUGGCAAAAAAACCCGCCGUUGUAUCAGUUUUUGUGGACCCCAUCUUACAGCUCCACACAACCCGAUCUUGGGAUUUCCUACAGUACCAAACAGACUUAGAGACAGACUCCAACAACGGUUCCGAUGCUGACUCAGCGUCUGGUGGGACAGACACUAUCAUUGGACUUUUGGACACUGGCGUGUGGCCAGAGUCGGAGAGCUUUAGCGAUGGAGGGAUGGGAGAAAUUCCGGCUCGGUGGAAGGGAGUGUGCAAGGGAGGAUACGACUUCAAUGCUUCCAGCUGUAACAGGAAGCUGAUAGGCGCAAGAUACUACAAUGACCCGGAUUCUGCAUCAAGAGCAAAGACACAUGAUGAGACUGCCCGGGACUCACAGGGCCAUGGAACACACACAGCCUCAACAGCGGCUGGUGGCUCUGUACCUGAAGCGUCUUACUAUGGACUUGCUGUGGGAACUGCCAAGGGUGGUUCACCCACAUCCAGGAUCGCAGUCUACAAGGUAUGCGGUUUGGGUGGAUGCCUGGGUUCGGCGAUCCUUGCAGCAUUCGAUGAUGCUAUUGCUGAUGGCGUUGAUGUACUUUCACUAUCCCUCGGGGCGUCAGUAUACUUGAUGCCAGACUUCGAUAGCGAUCCAAUCGCGAUUGGAGCAUUUCAUGCAGUGGAGAAGGGGAUCAUUGUGGUCUGCUCAGCGGGGAAUAAUGGGCCGAUUGCAAAAUCUGUCGUGAAUGCAGCUCCUUGGAUUUUGACGGUCGGUGCAACAACCAUCGAUCGGGAUAUGGAAUCGGAUGUUAUUUUGGGAGGGAACAGUACUCUGGUCAAGGGUGAAGCUAUAAAUUUCUCCAAUCUUGGAAAAUCCCCUGUUUAUCCGUUGAUAUAUGGCGGAUCUGCUAAAACCAAUUCAAGCUCUGAGGAUGACGCAAGAAACUGCAAUCUGAAUGCAUUAGACAGAAACAAAAUCAAUGGGACGAUUGUUCUUUGUGAGCAUUCGGACACCAUAUAUUCGAAGAGACAGAAGAGGGAUAUGGUGAAGAAGUUGGGAGGAGUUGGGCUGGUUUUGGUUGACGACACAGAGAAGCUUGUCGCUUUUACUUAUGGUGUUUAUCCAAUGACGGUAAUCUCUUCUGAUGCUGCUGCUGAGAUUCAUUCCUACAUUAAUUCUACAAGAAACCCGGUUGCAACAAUUCUACCAACUGUUUCGGUGACAGAAUAUAAACCCGCCCCUGCUGUGGCCUACUUCUCAUCUCGAGGGCCUUCCAUUCAGACGGGAAACAUUCUCAAGCCGGAUGUUGCUGCACCAGGUGUGAAUAUUCUUGCAGCAUGGAUACCAACAAACGAUUCAUCAGAAGUCCCUCCAGGCCAAAAGCCAUCCCAAUUCAAUUUACUGUCGGGGACGUCAAUGGCAUGUCCACAUGUUUCCGGCAUUGCUGCCACAAUCAAAUCUAAGAACCCGACGUGGAGUCCUGCUGCCAUCCGUUCAGCCAUUAUGACAACAGCAACUCAAACAAACAACGACAGGGCUCCACUCACACAAGAUUCGGGCUCCAUCGCCACACCAUACGAUUACGGUGCAGGGGAAGUCAGCCCAUCUGGAGCAUUGCAGCCAGGGCUAGUAUACGAAAUAGAAACAAAUGACUACCUCCUCUUUCUCUGCAAUUAUGGAUAUCAGGCAUCAAUGAUAAAGAAGAUUGCAUCAAUUCCUGACGGGUUCAGCUGCCCAAACGAUUCUAGUAAGGAUUUGAUCUCCAAUCUCAACUACCCAUCAAUCGCAAUCUCCAAAUUUGAUGGAAAAGGGAGCAAGAAAGUGAAUAGAACAGUAACGAAUGUGGGUGCUGAUGAGUCAGUGUAUGUCGCAAGUGUAAAAUCCCCAUCUGGGUUGGUUGUGAAGGUGGUACCUGAUACACUUGAAUUCACAAAGACUAGCAAGAAGAUGAGCUACCAAGUGAUCUUUUCAUCAUCUGCAUCAUCUUCUCCAGCAACAGGAGAUGUAUUCGGAUCUAUUACUUGGACUGAUGGAAAGCAUAAAGUUAGAUCUCCAUUUGUUGUAACAAAUGCCUGAUCAUGGAGUUGUCUAGCUCUAGGCUUCUUGUUACAUUCUUCUGAUGCUUAUGUACAUACACUAAUAAGGAAUAUCAAGGACUAGCAUUGUCAAAAUCGAUAAAUUAACAGAUGGGGUACUACUUUUCAA
Messenger RNA from Magnolia sinica, 2633 nucleotides. Its product is annotated as CO(2)-response secreted protease. Gene Ontology annotation, biological process: proteolysis. Gene Ontology annotation, molecular function: serine-type endopeptidase activity. The transcript is spliced from 9 exons. The coding region runs from base 162 to 2504 and encodes 780 amino acids. The record is from RefSeq and is a predicted model, not a curated record. NCBI's taxonomy places the organism in Eukaryota, Viridiplantae, Streptophyta, Magnoliopsida, Magnoliales, Magnoliaceae.